Molecule: messenger RNA, 1357 nt
Organism: Cucumis sativus (cucumber)
Lineage: Eukaryota; Viridiplantae; Streptophyta; Magnoliopsida; Cucurbitales; Cucurbitaceae
Product: class V chitinase
Exons: 2
Coding region: 2-1126 (374 amino acids)
Biological process (GO): carbohydrate metabolic process; chitin catabolic process
Cellular component (GO): extracellular region
Molecular function (GO): chitinase activity; chitin binding
Source: RefSeq, a predicted model, not a curated record
UAUGGCCUUCAAAAUUUUUGUGAAUGGAGGCUAUUGGUUCACCCACACCAACACCCACUUUCCCAUUUCAAAAAUUGAUACCAAUCUUUUCACUCAUCUCUUCUGUGGUGGUUGUGUUAGUAUCAACCCCCAAACUUAUGAACUCUCCAUUUCAAAUUCCACAAAACCCCUAAUUGACCAAUUUUCCAAAGCCAUCAAAGAGAAAAAUCACGAGGUAAAAACUUUGUUGUCCAUCAACGAAUCAGAAGAUGAUGCAAAAGGUGAUCAUGGAAGAUUUGCAGCCAUGGCUAGGGACUCUUCGAACCGUGCGACGUUCAUUCGAUCUUUAAUUUCGAAAGCAAGAGAGAGUAAUUUUGAUGGUGUGGAUCUUCAAUGGUUGUACCCUUCUUCUAGGGAGGAAAUGGCCAAUUUUGAAGCUCUUAUUCUUGAGUGUUAUAAUGAUUUUGUGAAAGAAGGUAAAGAGUGUCAUAAGCCAAGAUUGAUCCUUGUUGCAACAGUCUUUUACUUACCUUAUAUAGGGAAAGAUGAUGGUGUUAUGUAUCCAAUUGAAACAAUGAGAAGAACUUUGGAUUGGGUUAAUGUGAUUGCUUAUGAUAUUUUCACCCCUAUUUCUUCAAGCAAUGAAACUGGACCAUCCUCAGCAUUAUUCAAUAAUCCAAGCAAGGCAACUUUGGGUGGAUAUUUUGGUAUAAGAACAUGGAUUGAGAAAGGUAUGCCUACCAAAAGGAUGAUAUUUGGACUUCCUUUUCAUGGAUGGGCAUGGAAACUUGAGAGAUCUUACAAUCACAAUGUGUUUUCACCUGCCCAAGGACCAGCUCAAGGACAAAAUAUAUCCAUGGAAGGUCUCAUAGAGUAUAGGAAUGUUAAAAAAUUUAUAGUUGAUAACAAUAAUGUCACUAAUGUUCUCAUUGACCACAAAUAUCCAAUUGCCUACACUCAUUGUGAUAAUACAUGGAUUGCCUAUGAAAGUGAAGAAACCAUAACAGCCAAGAUUGCAAAAGCUAAAAUCAACUUGGCAAUGCUUGGUUACUUUGCUUCAAACGUUGCAGCCGACGAUGAUCAUCAUUCUCUAGCUAAAGCAGCAUCGAGGGAAUGGAGAAAAUCAUACGGCUACUAUUGGUGGUAAAUUCAAUUCCUCUCAUUCGAUAUUGAUUUUCACUCGUUGAAUCUUCUUCAUAUUUCGAGCCCACAAGUAACAAAAAUGUUGUAUAUAUAUGUUAAUUGUUUUGACAGUUUCAAAAUUUGAAUUUCUCCAUUGUUGUUGUUAUUUUACCAUUUUUUUUCAUUAUUUUCUUGAGUAUCGAGUAUCAAGGAUCAAGUAUCUAGUAUAUAACAUAGAGCAUAAAAUUAACAUCAA